Molecule: messenger RNA, 1524 nt
Organism: Seminavis robusta
Lineage: Eukaryota; Bacillariophyta; Bacillariophyceae; Naviculales; Naviculaceae
Source: the annotation of a GenBank genome assembly
AACUCCAACACACCAGAACAAGACACCAUGACGCCCAGACAAGACGACGAAGGUGCUGGCGCCGAGCAGCCCUUUCAGCCACAGAGGCCUGCUUCUCCCAGCGCUUCUGAUGAAGCUAUCCCGCCUCCUUCUCUCAGUCGCAACAGCACUAGUAGCGGCAUUUCUGUGGCGGUGGGAUUGCCCGUGUUUCCCUGCGAACAAGAUGAUGCUGCCAUGGCUGCAGCCAUGGCUGCAGCACUCCCUCUGGACCUCCAAAUCUCUCCUGAUGACUGCCUCCCACUCGAUCUCGACCAAGACGAGCUAGCCUUGAACCUUGCCGGGGCUGCCUUGUUUGCUUCUUAUGAAGACUACAUUCCACCCGUUGACGCGUUUCCUACUGCUAGUACCGACGAGGACUACAACAUGUACUAUGAUGUUUACCAGGAACAGCAGCAACAAGAGCAACUUCAGCCACACUCAUCAACGUACAAGGACGAUUUGGCAUGGAACCUUAUGAACUCUCCUUACUACGAAGGCUGCGACAGUCCACCCCCCGAGAAUGACGAACUGGCGUGGAAUCUGAUUCGACAGCUCCGCAUGGUCCUCUUGACAUUUUCCAGUUCACAAGAACGAGAAGGCACACGAUCCUACUAUCGCAUGACACCGGCCGAAGUCAAUGACGAAAUGUUUCUAACACGGGCGCGGUCGUUGGUCCAGCUGUGCCGGGAACGAGGUGGACACGCCAAGGUCGAUUUGGCCGUGCGGCACAAGGGCGCAUCCAUCACGGAAGGAUGGGUCUAUGUCCGUCACAUGUUGACGAGCAGUCGUCAACCUGGACUCAAGGUACGAGCACCGGGGGCAUUGUCCUUGAUCAAGUUCACGGUCCAUCAAGAAGACCAGGAUACCUGGGAUUUGAUGCAGUGUCUCCAAGAUACCAUGGAACAGAUUCAAGCCGUCAUGGUCGAAGCUCUGUCGGAUCAUUGCGAGGUGCUUCCUCUCAUGAGCACGGAAGAACUCUGGACGCGAGGAAACCAAAUGCCAGAGGUAUCCGGUGCCGGGUCCGAACUUCGUCUGGCAGUGGAACGAGCGGAAUGCUGGAAGAGGAAUCGUCUAGAAGAAGAAGACGAAGUCCUGUCCGAAGAAGAAGAAGAAGAGGAUGACCUCAAGGACAGCCGCAAGAUGGACGAGGACAGUCACGCGGAAACAGCUGACAAUACCUCUUACUUUGCAGACUCGGACGAGAGUGUCGAUUUCGAAGAAGAAGAAGAAGUGAGCUGUGCUUUGACAGCCGUCAGCGAUGACUCCUCGGAAGAACCAUGGAGCCCCAAGAAGGAAGAGCCAAAGGCCAUGAAGGAUGAGGAGGGUGUGCCAAGGCGGGUUGUUGCACCAGCGCCCUCCACAAGGCGUCGCCGCCAAAGAUUCAGCAUUGUCAAUGCCGUUUGCAAUGCUUCCCUUCGAUUCGCCCGCGCUGUGGGGUAUGCGAGACGGACCCAAGCAAGGUCGUCCCGACGACUGGACUACAACUCAAAGGGCGAUCUGUGCUAA